Candidozyma auris is the source of this 5760-nucleotide messenger RNA. RefSeq names its product putative RNA helicase. Gene Ontology annotation, molecular function: nucleic acid binding; ATP hydrolysis activity; ATP binding. The transcript has a single exon. The record is from RefSeq and is a predicted model, not a curated record. The coding region runs from base 1 to 5760 and encodes 1919 amino acids. NCBI's taxonomy places the organism in Eukaryota, Fungi, Ascomycota, Pichiomycetes, Serinales, Metschnikowiaceae.
AUGGCCCAGUACUCAGUCACGUCUACAAAGCUGUACAUGCAAGCUAUGGCUCCUAUGAUGGAGCUCUUGCUGAGCAUGAGCCUCCCGAGCGGAAGUAAGCUUCCGAAAAUCGAUAAAGAGACUCCACCUUCAGUUUCUGCGGACUCAUUCUUGCAGAAAUUCGACAACUUGGAUGUAAGCAAGAUCAGCAGACUCAAGAGUAAAUCCUCAGGAUCCUCAAUGGGCAAAGAAAUUGCCGAAGAGUGCAAAAGAGUGAGUCUAUCCCGAGGAAAAGACGAAAACGAUACCAUCACCAUCGUUCGUGGGAUCGUGAAUAGCAACAAUACCGAUGAAGAGCUUCAAUCGGCACUUUUUGAUGUUUUGGGUUUUGAGGAGUUUGAGUUGAUUUCGAAGAUUAUUCAGAACAAAGAGGAACUCAAUGAACCAGAGGAGAUGGAAACGCUAGUGGAUCCCGCCUCAUUAUCUCCAGAAGAGAGGGUGAAAUUGCUUAUAUCCAAUAGAGAGAAAAGCAAAAAGGCUCCAUUGCUACCUAAAGCAGUACAUAAAGGUCAGUAUCCGCACGUUUUCAAGAAGCCUGAUGUCGGCAACGUAAUUGCAAUCACUGGUAAGUCAUAUCUGUUACCUGAAGGCACCACGAGAGCAAGCUAUCCCACACACGAAGAGCUCAUAAUACCGUAUCCGGAGAAUACCUCAAACAAGUACAUCAAGGACUCCCAGUUGGUCAAAGUCGCUGACCUUGACUUUUUGUGCCAAGGCACUUUCUCCAAUUACAAGACACUCAAUAAAAUGCAGAGUUUGGUGUACCCAGUUGCAUAUAAUACCAACGAAAACAUGCUCGUUUGUGCACCCACCGGUGCUGGUAAGACCGAUGUGGCCUUGCUUACCAUUCUACAUACCAUUGGACAGUUUGUAUCUGAGGUCGAUGACGGUGUGAUAGACGUAGACUACAACGAGUUCAAGAUAGUGUAUGUGGCUCCGCUAAAGGCUCUUGCUGCUGAGAUCGUUGAGAAGUACGCCCAGAAGUUGAAAUGGCUCGGCAUUACAGUACGGGAGCUCACUGGGGACAUGCAGCUAAGUAAGGCCGAAAUAAUGUCUACCCAAAUUAUUGUCACAACUCCUGAAAAAUGGGAUGUGGUGACGAGAAAGCUGAGCGGCGAUGAUGACCUUGUUGCGAAAGUGAAACUACUCAUUAUAGAUGAGGUGCACUUACUUCACGAAGAUAGAGGAUCCGUCAUUGAAACUCUCGUGGCAAGAACGUUGCGCCAGGUUGAAGCCACACAACAAAUGAUCCGAGUAGUCGGCCUUUCGGCAACUUUACCAAAUUACGUGGAUGUGGCUGACUUCUUGGGUGUGAACAGAAACAUUGGUAUGUUCUUCUUUGACCAACUGUUUCGUCCUUGUCCCCUUAGACAGGAAGUUUUGGGAGCUCGAGGUAAGGCUGGCUCCAAAACUGCGAGAGAAAACAUUGAUAGGGUAUCGUACGACAGACUUCUCGAUCACAUAGCAGAAGGUCAACAAGUGAUGGUGUUCGUGCACUCAAGAAAAGAAACAAUUAAGGCAUCGAGAACGUUCAUAUCCAUGGCUCAAGCCAAAGGACACCUUGGGUAUUUUGAUGCUUCGGAUCUGUGUGACUCUUACGACAGAUUUAAAAGAGAAAUGGGAGCUAAGAACAGGAACAAAGAUAUGAGGGAGCUAUUCCAGUACGGAUUUGGCAUACAUCAUGCCGGUAUGCUUCGCUCUGAUAGAAACCUUACUGAAAAAAUGUUCUUGAGUGGUGCGAUCAAAGUUCUAUGUUGUACUGCAACGUUGGCUUGGGGUGUGAAUUUGCCAGCUGCCGUUGUUAUUAUCAAAGGGACGCAAGUGUACGAUUCAAAGCAAGGUGGUUUCGUUGACUUGGGUAUCUCAGACGUUAUCCAGAUUUUUGGUCGUGCUGGUAGGCCACAGUUUGAGAAGUUUGGUACUGGUAUUUUGUGUACGACGAGUGAUCGUCUAGACCACUAUGUGUCUUUGCUUUCACAGCAACACCCCAUCGAAUCUAAGCUUCUGGCCAAGCUCAUAGAUAACUUGAAUGCAGAAGUCUCUCGUGGUACAGUGACCACACUUGAUGAGGGUGUUCAGUGGCUCGGGUACACAUUCAUGAUGGUGAGAAUGAGACAGAAUCCGUUCGCCUACGCAAUUGAAUGGAGGGAACUCGAGGAAGACCCAACACUCACCAUGAGACGAAGGAGAAUGAUUACUGAUGCCGCCCGCAGGCUCCAUGAACUUCAAAUGAUUGUAUUUGAUGAGAAUUCUGGGGCACUAAUUCCCAAAGAUUUGGGUAGAAUAGCCUCAGAUUUCUACUUACUCAAUAACUCUGUCGAGAUCUUCAACCAGAUGAUAAAUCCAUUGGCGACUGAGGCGGACUUGUUGUCGAUGAUCAGUAUGAGCAGCGAGUUUGAUAACAUCAAGUUUAGAGAGGAAGAAAAACAAGAGUUGACAACGCUUGUUGAAAAUCUGACUCCUUGUCAGGUUGCUGGUGAGGCGGAGUCAGCUCCUUGGAAGACAAAUAUUCUUCUUCAAGCAUUUGUGUCGCAAUCUCCUCUCAAGGACUCGGCGUUGAUAUCGGACAUGAAUUACGUGGCACAGAAUUCCGCAAGAAUCUGCAGAGCUCUAUUUCUUAUUGGGAUUAACCGUCGUUGGGGUGCAUUCUCAAAGGCAAUUCUCUCUAUCUGCAAAUCUGUGGACAGGAGAAUGUGGGCAUUUGACCAUCCACUUGCUCAGUUUGAUCUUCCUCAACAUGUCUUGAAAAACAUUCGUGCAAAGAAUCCAUCUAUUGAAACGUUGCGUGAUUUAUCUGCUCCGGAGUUGGGUGACUUAGUCCACAAUGCUAGUUCAGGAAAGACCUUGUACCGUUUAUUGAGUCGCUUUCCAUAUAUUGGGAUUGACUCUGAGAUCUUUCCCAUCACCAGUAAUGUUGUCAGAAUGCAUGUGGUCUUGGAGCCUGAUUUCGUCUGGGAUGAACGUUACCAUGGGAACGCUCAGUUCUUCUGGAUCACAGUCGAGGAAUCAGAAGAUACGAAGAUUCUCCAUGUUGAGAAGUUCAUCUUGCGUCGAAAUUCGAUGAGGAAUCCACACGAACUUGACUUCAUGAUACCGCUCUCGAAUCCACCUCCAGCUCAAAUCGUAGUGAGAGUAUUAUCGGAUACCUGGAUUGGGUCUGAAUCGCUGCAGUCAGUCUCGUUCCAACAUCUUAUCAAACCUACAAAUGAGACGGUCAGAACCAACCUUCUAAGAUUACAGCCUCUUCCUAUCACUGCUUUGCAUAUUAAAAAAAUCGAGGCUGUCUAUCGGUCCAAGUUCCGUUACUUCAACCCUAUGCAAACAAUGACGUUUCAUUCGCUCUACAAUACUAAUUCAAACGUGUUUGUUGGAUCUCCUACUGGCUCAGGUAAAACGGUCGUGGCCGAAUUGGCCAUUUGGCACGCCUUUCAGGAAUUUCCAGGAUCAAAAGUGGUCUACAUCGCUCCUAUGAAGGCAUUAGUGAGAGAAAGAGUAGAGGAUUGGAGAGCUAGGAUAUGCAAGCAGACCGGUCACAAGCUUGUUGAAUUGACAGGUGACUCCUUACCAGAAGCCAGGGAGGUAAGAGAAGCCGAUAUCAUCAUCACUACACCAGAAAAAUUCGAUGGUAUAUCACGUAAUUGGCAGGCCAGACGAUUUGUGCAAGAGGUUUCAUUGGUGAUAAUGGAUGAAAUUCAUUUAUUGGCGAGUGACAGAGGUCCCAUUUUGGAGAUGAUUGUUAGUCGUAUGAACUACAUUUCGUCGCAAACGAAAAAGCCCAUUCGAUUAUUAGGUAUGUCGACAGCUGUUUCAAACGCCAUCGAUAUGGCUGGCUGGCUUCGUGUUAGAGAAGGUCUCUUCAACUUCCCACAAUCUGUUCGUCCAGUUCCAUUGCAAAUGUACAUUGACGGCUUCCCAGAUAACUUGGCCUUUUGUCCUUUGAUGAAAUCGAUGAACAAACCAGCAUUUAUGGCAAUUAAGCAGCAUUCUCCCACCAAGCCCGUGUUGAUCUUUGUUGCUUCACGUCGUCAAACAAGAUUAACUGCUCUUGACCUCAUUCAUUUGUGUGGAAUGGAGCUGAACCCUAGACGGUUUGUAAACAUGGAGGACUUGGAGCUCACAGAGGUUUUGGAGAACGUCAGGGAUGAAAAAUUGAAACUUUCCUUGCAAUUUGGUAUGGGAUUGCAUCAUGCUGGUCUUGUGGAAUCCGAUCGUCAAAUUGCACACAAACUUUUUGAGGCAGGUAAGAUACAGAUAUUGAUUGCCACGUCCACAUUAGCUUGGGGGGUUAACUUGCCAGCGCAUUUGGUAAUUAUCAAAGGUACACAAUUCUUCGACUCCAAGAUUGAAGACUACAAAGACAUGGACUUGACUGACAUCCUUCAGAUGAUGGGAAGAGCGGGACGUCCAGCUUUCGAUACCAGCGGUACUGCAAUUGUAUUUACUAAAGAGUCCAAAAAAGUGUUCUACAAGCAUUUCUUGAACAUUGGGUUCCCUGUUGAAUCAUCUCUCCACAAGGUCUUGGACAAUCACAUCGGUGCUGAAAUUGCUAGUGGUACUAUCAAGACACGCCAAGAAGCACUUGACUUUUUGACUUGGACUUUCUUAUACAGACGUGCUCAUAACAACCCAACAUACUACGGAAUAACUGACUUGAGCGAUGCGGGAAUCUCUAAGUAUUUGAGUGGCCUCAUUGAUGAGUCUAUUGAAAAUCUUAGGGAGUCUCGCUGUAUCACGUACACUGGAAAGGAUAAACUUGUGCCUACACCAUUUCUUCAAGUGUCGUCCUACUAUUAUUUGUCGCAUUACACUAUUCGGACAGUCCUUGCUAGUAUCCUGUCCAACUCGACAUUUAGGGAUUGCUUGAAGCUCUUGUGUAAAGCAACGGAAUACGAUGAGCUCGCCACAAGGCACGGUGAGGAGCUCAUCAACAUGGAGAUGUCUCAGGCCAUGCGCUAUCCUGCCGAGGAUAUGGAAUGUGAGUUUAUCUGGGACCCUCAUGUAAAGGCAUACCUAUUAAUUCAGGCCUUCAUGAGCCGUGUCGACCUUCCGAUUGCAGACUAUGCCCAGGACACUGUGUCUGUAUUGGAUCAGGCGUUGCGUAUAUUACAAGCUUACAUCGAUGUUGCCUCUGAGCUUGGCUACUUUCAAGCUGUGUUGACGUUGGUGAAGUUGAUGCAAUGUAUCAAGCAACGACUUUGGUAUGACGAGGAUCCUGUGGCAGCUUUGCCUGGUUUAUCCGUACAAACGCUCUGGAAACUGUCAAGGAUAGACCUUAAAACAAUUGGGUCUUACAAUAAGGGCCAACUCUAUAAGUUGGCAGAGAAGCUAGGCGUGGAAGACCUCGAUGAGAAGGCCAAUGUCAAGGAGUUUGUUCGGAUUGCCUCGCUUUUGCCAACUGGACAAUUUAAGGUGCAUCAAAAAACACCGGAGUCUUUAGACAUCGAGCUAGAGCAUGAUAAUCUCCCACUCAAUAAGGAUUUUAAGAUGUAUGCCCCACACUUCCCCAAACCUCAGAGAGAGUCGUGGUUCGUUAUUAUUUCAGAUACACAAAAAAACGAGCUUUUGCUAAUCAAGAGAGCAUCUCCUAAACUAUUUGGAAAGAAGGGCAAAGUUUCGUGCUCUUUAGAAAUCUUUGACGACAUGAAAGGGCAACCAGUCGUUGUAACCUGUAUCAAUGACGCCAUGGACAUCAGCUACGAAUCUACAAUUACAUUACAAUAG